AUGGCAGAGGGUAAGGAGGCCCGCGAUCGCAGUCUCAGCCCAGCUCUGGGCGACGGGGAAAGCGAAUCUCAGCUUGGCCUAAGCAAGACCAACAGUAAUGGCACAGAUAGCAACAUCGCAGGGCGAAAACACAACGGCACAUUCAUGGGCAUGAUACGACGGACGUCACAGAAUGUGGGCACAUCAGUCGCCGCAUCCGUAGGUGCUUACCUGCCGACCGCUGUAUCUGAACUGUGGGAGCCGGCGCGGGAUUUUGCGUGGUUGAAAAUUCCGAAAGCGGCGCAUUCGCCAGGCGGUAGUGGAGGGCAGUCCUUGAGAAGUGUGGUCGCCGUGAGCAGCAAUAGCCCGCAGGUCAUGGUUGUGACAAACGAAGGGAGGUUUUACGUGUUUGGGAUCGACCUAGAGAAAGGUGGGGAGGGGACGCUCAUGAAGGUUUAUGAGAUUGGGACGGAGGGGGAGAGAUUAGGUGCCAGUGUAAUUGGAGACUAA
This is a messenger RNA of Bacidia gigantensis, 489 nucleotides long. RefSeq lists its product as uncharacterized. The record is from RefSeq and is a predicted model, not a curated record. Lineage: Eukaryota; Fungi; Ascomycota; Lecanoromycetes; Lecanorales; Ramalinaceae. The transcript has a single exon. The coding region runs from base 1 to 489 and encodes 162 amino acids.